Solea senegalensis (Senegalese sole) is the source of this 1792-nucleotide messenger RNA. RefSeq names its product gastrulation brain homeobox 1 (gene gbx1). The transcript has 2 exons. Lineage: Eukaryota; Metazoa; Chordata; Actinopteri; Pleuronectiformes; Soleidae. The coding region runs from base 304 to 1269 and encodes 321 amino acids. Gene Ontology annotation, biological process: regulation of nervous system development; regulation of transcription by RNA polymerase II. Gene Ontology annotation, cellular component: nucleus. The record is from RefSeq and is a predicted model, not a curated record. Gene Ontology annotation, molecular function: RNA polymerase II transcription regulatory region sequence-specific DNA binding; DNA-binding transcription factor activity, RNA polymerase II-specific.
GAGGUAGAUAGACAGAGAGAGCGUGUGUUUGUGUCACAGUGUGUGACAAAUAAGAGGCAAAAGGUAGCAGGGGAUCUCACAACAAAGCGUCCCGCGCACUGACCGACGCACACAGAGCGCACAGAUCCGGAGAAGGAAGACCACUCCACUCCCAGGGAUGACAACACGCCAGAGGAUCUACUUUCAAUCCACUCUGCGCCUGUGAACUGAAAAGUUUUUUUUUUCUUUUUGCGCGUCGCAGAGGAAAAGGAGGACACCUGCUUCCAAGUUUUCCUCCAGCCAACAAAAGUGUCCACCUGCAAAAUGCAGAGACCCGGCGUUCAAGGAACGGCGUUUUCUAUCGACUCCCUGAUAGGGACUCCUCAGCCCAGACCGGGACACCUGCUCUACACGGGCUAUCCCAUGUUCAUGCCAUACAGACCUUUGGUUAUUCCACAAGCUUUAUCCCACUCGCCUCUAUCGUCUGGUAUACCUCCACUUGCGCCUUUGGCUUCUUUCGCGGGACGACUCACCAACACGUUCUGUGCCAGUUUGGGACAGGGGGUGCCCUCCAUGGUUGCGCUCACCACAACCAUGCCAAGUUUCUCGGAUCCACCGGACAGUUUCUACCCGCCACAGGAGCUGCCCGGCCCGCGUUUGAGCGCCGUCGACCCAGGAGCGAGGAGGCAAGAAAGUCCGCACUCUGAUGAGCUGCACAGCCGGGACAAGAGCUCCGAGCUCCUUAACUUCUCUGAAACUUUCCAAACAAUAUCAGGUGAAACCAAAUUGUACAGUUCAGACGACGAGAAGCUGGACUUAAAAUCAGCAGACACCGUUUGCAGCGACAGAGAGGACAGUUCCGCGGACAGCGAGAACGAAAGUUUCUCGGACGGGAACAACUGUGGCUCCAUGUCGCAGAAGAGCAAACUAAAAACGGGCUCGCAGGAGGCGCUGCCGCCCGGCAGCUCGGCGGGGAAGAGCCGGAGGAGACGAACAGCUUUUACCAGCGAACAGCUGCUCGAACUCGAAAAGGAGUUUCACUGUAAAAAGUACCUGUCCCUGACUGAACGCUCCCAGAUCGCACACGCACUUAAACUGAGCGAGGUGCAGGUGAAGAUCUGGUUUCAGAACCGCAGGGCCAAAUGGAAACGGAUCAAAGCCGGCAACGUCAACAACCGCUCAGGGGAACCGGUGCGUAAUCCCAAAAUCGUGGUGCCAAUCCCCGUGCACGUCAACAGGUUUGCCGUGAGGAGUCAGCAUCAACAAAUAGAGCAAGGGACCAGGCCAUGAACUCAACACCGACAACAAUGAUAAUAAUUUAAAAAAAAACUAACACUUACAUUGACUCUAUGUUCCACUAAUUUGUUGAACGCAUGAAGCACAAAAAAAGGGGGAUUCUGUAUUUUUUCGUGUCUGAGCAGAGCAGAGGCUUCUUGCAGACAGAACAAAUAUUUGGCAAUAUGCUGUCAUUUUUAUUUAUUCUCCUGUGAAUAUGUAAAUAUAAAUGGGCACUAUGAGAUAAGACUGUAAAGAUUUUUUAAGUAUUUAUAUGUAGGGCCAAUAUGUUCUGUUGGUUAUGUGCAUGUCCUCAUUUGGUGAAACUAUUCUGGAUUUUCUUUUCCCGGUUUGUUUUGUUUUUGUGUCGCGUACAGUUUGUUGAGCAUGUAAUUUAAGACGUUUCAAAUUUACUUUUGUCAACUGUAGAUCCACCUUUGACAGCUAUAUGUGAAAAAAAACAAGAUGUGAAGGAAGUUAUGACCAAACAAGGGGACAAGUGUAAAGUAUAUUGACCUAAUAAAUCGCUUUAUACGAA